Molecule: messenger RNA, 618 nt
Organism: Ananas comosus (pineapple)
Lineage: Eukaryota; Viridiplantae; Streptophyta; Magnoliopsida; Poales; Bromeliaceae
Product: ATP-dependent Clp protease proteolytic subunit-like
Exons: 4
Coding region: 1-618 (205 amino acids)
Biological process (GO): protein quality control for misfolded or incompletely synthesized proteins
Cellular component (GO): endopeptidase Clp complex
Molecular function (GO): ATPase binding; serine-type endopeptidase activity; ATP-dependent peptidase activity
Source: RefSeq, a predicted model, not a curated record
AUGAGGCACACGCACCCGCCCGUCCACCGGAUCGAGCACUUCAUGGAGCGCGACACGUACAUGUCCCCUGCGGAGGCCAAGAAGUGCGGCCUAAUCGACGCAAUGUAUGAAGAGAAUGACACUUAUGAAUUUGGAAUAAUUAGGUGGCUACUAGCUAGUCUUCUGGUUUUCAGCGUCUGUGAUUGUCAGAGUAAACCAGUGCACCUGUUGAUCAACUCCCCUGGGGAAAUUGUCUCUGCGGGGCUCGUCAUUUAUGACACGAUCCAGAGCAUCCCCAUUCUUGUGGCCACGCUAUGUCUCGGUCAGGCUAGAUCCAUGGCCUCACUCCUUGCCGCGGGCACUCCCGACCAACGCCGUGCCCUUCCCAACUCACGUAUAAUGAUUCACCAGCCCUUCGGCGGCUUUCUAGGUCAGGCCUCUGACAUAGCCAUUCAUGCCAAGGAGAUACUCAAAGUCCGUGACUGUGGUGUAGAGGCACUAACAGACUUUGAGGAUCUCGUUGGCAUGAAUGGCUAUGUCAGAAGCCUAACCCAGAAAGCCGCCGAAGGGCUGGUGAAUAAUUAUGCGGGAGUUGAGAAGGGUACGACGCUGGCCGGGAGUGCCCGCAGCGAGGAGUGA